This is a messenger RNA of Diospyros lotus (date-plum), 2908 nucleotides long. Its product is annotated as bifunctional dethiobiotin synthetase/7,8-diamino-pelargonic acid aminotransferase, mitochondrial. The transcript is spliced from 14 exons. Gene Ontology annotation, cellular component: mitochondrion. NCBI's taxonomy places the organism in Eukaryota, Viridiplantae, Streptophyta, Magnoliopsida, Ericales, Ebenaceae. Gene Ontology annotation, molecular function: ATP binding; magnesium ion binding; S-adenosyl-L-methionine:8-amino-7-oxononanoate transaminase activity. The record is from RefSeq and is a predicted model, not a curated record. Bases 45 to 2594 code for a protein of 849 amino acids. Gene Ontology annotation, biological process: biotin biosynthetic process.
AUAGCCGUUGGUCACUUCGCUGUUGGAUAGGUUUCCACUUCACGAUGCUCCUCUCCGCUUUCUUCGCCGCCGCUCGCCGCGGCGUCCUCUCCAAACCAUUCUCUAUCCGCCUUCGUAAAUUCUCCUCAACUCAACUACCGCCCUCUAUAAACUACCCUCUCUCCCACCCGAUUUACAUGAUAUGGGGCGCCAACACUGGCGUCGGCAAGACCCUGGUCUCCACCGGCUUGGCCUUCUCCUUCCUUUCUUCUAUCGGCUCCGGCGCCUCCAAAUUCGUUUACCUCAAGCCAGUCCAAACUGGUUUCCCGGAGGACUCCGAUUCCCGCUUCGUCUACAGCAAAUUCUGCGAGCUCUUCCUCCGCCGCCGGCUCUCUUGCACGGUCCUCGCCUCGAACCAUACGCUUAAAGCCUCAGUGGGCGGAGAAUUGGAGAAUGGGUUUAGGGAUUUAGGACGGUACGAGGAGAGGAAGCUACAGGGGGAGCCCGGCGACGUGGUGGUGGGGUUGAUUUGCAAGACGAUGUAUGCGUGGAGAGAGGCAGUGUCACCUCACUUGGCGGCGGAGAGGGAAGGGGGGGUGGUAGAGGAUAAAGUGUUGUUGGGGAUGUUGAGGAGGAGUUUGGUAAUUGGUAUGGAAGGAGUGUCUGGAGAUGGUCUAAAUGUGGGUGCUUUGACUGUGAUAGAAACUGCUGGGGGCGUCGCUAGUCCUGGGCCGUCAGGUUCUCUUCAAUGUGACUUGUACCGGCCUUUUCGGCUACCAGCUAUUCUUGUUGGGGAUGGGCGGCUUGGUGGGAUUUCAUCAACCAUUUCAGCUUAUGAAAGUUUAACACUUCGAGGUUAUGAUGUUGUUGCUGUUGUUUUUGAAGAUCACGGCCUUGUAAAUGAGGUUCCAUUGAUGUCUUAUUUGCGAAAUCGGGUCCCUGUACUUGUGCUUCCAACUAUUCCUCCAGAUAUGGCAGACAAUCUAAUGGAAUGGUUUGAUGAAGCUCAGACUGUCUUUAGUUCUCUCAAGGAAAAAAUAAUUUCAGCUUUUAUUGAGAGAACAGAAAGACUACAUGUUAUGCCAAAGAAGGCACAAGAUAUUUUCUGGUGGCCAUUUACUCAGCACAAACUUGUACCAGAAGAUUCUAUUACAGUAGUAGAUUCUCGCUGUGGCGAGCACUUUGCUGUUCACAAGGUACUGAAUCAAGAUUUCAUAAUGGAACAAUUUGAUGCUUGUGCAAGUUGGUGGACACAGGGGCCGGAUCAAACUUUGCAGAUUGAGCUUGCAAGAGAUAUGGGAUAUGCUGCUGCAAGAUUUGGUCAUGUGAUGUUCCCUGAAAAUGUCUAUGAACCAGCUUUAAAAUGUUCAGAACUUUUGAUUGAAGGUGUGGGGAAAGGGUGGGCAUCUCGAACCUUCUUUUCAGAUAAUGGAUCCACAGCAAUUGAAAUUGCUUUGAAGAUGGCAUUUCGUAAAUUCUUGUUUGAUCAUGGAAUCGUUUCAGACCUAGUGAAGAUUGACAUGGCUGAAAGAUGUGUGGAGCUUAAGGUCUUAGCUCUUCGGGGAUCUUAUCAUGGUGAUACUUUAGGUGCCAUGGAAGCACAAGCUCCAUCUUCUUAUACAGGUUUCCUGCAGCAACCAUGGUACACGGGAAGAGGCCUUUUUCUGGAUCCUCCAACAGUCUAUAUGCACAAUGGUGUUUGGAAUCUUUCUCUACCUAACAGGAUGCAUCCUGAACUAGUGAAGGCAGAAGAUACAGCUUUUCGGGUGCGUGAUGAAAUAUUUGACAAGAAGAGGGAUGGGUCAAGUCUUGCUAGUAGUUAUUCAUUGUAUGUAACACAAGAGUUAUUACUACCUUCAGAAUCAAAAGGUUCUACUCAUAUUGGAGCAUUGAUCAUAGAACCAGUUAUACAAGGUGCGGGUGGAAUGCUUAUGGUUGAUCCACUUUUCCAACGUGUACUUGUUAAAGAGUGUCAGAUUCGAAAGAUUCCAGUUAUUUUUGAUGAAGUUUUUACUGGUUUCUGGCGUCUGGGAGUGGAGUCUGCUGCAGAACUUCUUUAUUGUCAGCCUGAUAUAGCUUGCUUUGCAAAGCUGAUGACCGGUGGAAUUGUACCAUUGGCUGCCACAUUGGCCAGUGAUGCUGUUUUUAAUGCAUUUCUUGGAGAUUCAAAGCUCAAGGCUCUCUUGCAUGGACACUCAUACUCUGCACAUGCUAUGGGAUGUUCUGCAGCUGCUAAAUCCAUAAAAUGGUUUAAGGACACUAAAACAAACUUCAAUUUAGUUUCUGAAGGAAGGUUUCUGAGGGAGUUAUGGGAUUUGGAUCUAGUGCAGCAGAUCUCAUCACAUCGGACAGUCCAUAGAGUGGUUGCAAUUGGAACCUUGUUUGCCCUAGAACUUCAAGCAGAAGGCUCUAAUGCCGGUUAUGGAUCGCUAUAUGCAAGAUCCCUUAUUCUGAACCUCCGUGAAGAUGGCAUUUACAUGAGACCUCUCGGCAAUGUUAUUUACCUCAUGUGUGGACCUUGCACAUCACCUCAGAUCUGCAAGCAACUGCUGAAGAAACUUUACCGAAGACUCGAGGAAUUCAGCCAAGCCAAGGAGAACAUGAACCUGAGCUAAGCUUAGUUGUUACCCCCAGCUUCUGUAGUUUUUGUUUCUGAAAAAGUUGUCAUGUUGCUCCUCCAGUAGGUUUUAGCUGUUGGAUGGUGUUGCAGGACAUCUUAAUGUAUGUCUAGGCUGCACAACCAGCUCUCUGCUGUGUCAUGUCGUGUCGUGUGAGGUUGAACGUAACCUAUUGACUUUGCUGCGAAUGUGAGAAGAUAGAGUAACUUUCUGCCUAACUUAAAUGGUUCAAAUGGAAUUUAGUGACUUGAACUGAUCAAGUCAUUUUUAGGGAUAUAUCAUGGUUGAAAUGUACUGGAGAUCGUCUAUUC